CUCCGCCUUCUUAGCGUCUUCUCAGAUAAAGAUGCAGGACAUGGGUGAGAAGCGGCUAGGGGAGAAAGCUCAGACGUGCCUUCUCUCGGAACUGUAGCCUAUGCCGAUCGGGGUGGAGGUCAAAGAAACGCCGGAGGCCCGCAAGCACUCAGCUUUCGUUUGCUUUGCUUUUCUGCGCUCGAUUGCAUAGCCUGAAGUGCCUGGGCUUGGAGGUGGGGGGUGUGGACGGUGGCUCCCAUUUCUGCGGCGAGUUGUGGGGCUAGGAAGAUUCAGGCUUGUCGCCGGCAGAGGGCGCUGACGCCGCUCCUCGUCGGCCUCCGUCCUUGGCCGGGGCCUGCUCCGAGUUCAGCGCAGAUCCUAAGAUGGUGGCCCUGGGCCCGCGCCGCACGCUGCGGGCCCUCCUGAAGGAACUGCGGUACUUGAGCGCAGCCACAGGCCGGCCCUAUAGGGAUACGGCAGCCUAUCGGUACCUCGUGGAGGCCUUCCGGGCGCACCGGGUCACCAGUGAGAAGCUCUGCAGAGCUCAACAUGAGUUACACUUCCAAGCUGCUACAUACCUUUGUCUCCUUCAAAGUACUCGGAACCAUGUGGCCCUUCACCAGGAGUUUCACAGCAAGGGUGAGCGUUCCGUGGAAGAGGCUGCUGGUGCAGUGGGUCUCAAGUUGCCUCAACAGCCUGGAGGGAAGGGCUGGGAGUCUUGAGAAUGGAAAGAUUCACUGGAUGCUGCUUUCUUACAAGACCUUAACAAUUAUCUCUGAUUUUCAACUUGUAUUGAUGAUUAAAUUUAAAAAUAGUUGUUCACAAAAAUUAGUUAUAUGUAGUUUUAUUUUCUGAAUGAUUCUCAGAUCACUGGGAAGUUUUCUAUUCCAUUAUCAAUCAAUGAAUGUUCUACUCUUA
Molecule: messenger RNA, 897 nt
Organism: Sarcophilus harrisii (Tasmanian devil)
Lineage: Eukaryota; Metazoa; Chordata; Mammalia; Dasyuromorphia; Dasyuridae
Gene: FMC1
Product: formation of mitochondrial complex V assembly factor 1 homolog
Cellular component (GO): mitochondrion
Source: RefSeq, a predicted model, not a curated record